Molecule: messenger RNA, 927 nt
Organism: Ostrea edulis (European flat oyster)
Lineage: Eukaryota; Metazoa; Mollusca; Bivalvia; Ostreida; Ostreidae
Product: fibrinogen C domain-containing protein 1-like
Exons: 5
Coding region: 1-831 (276 amino acids)
Source: RefSeq, a predicted model, not a curated record
AUGUCGCUGGUGUCACCACCCUUAGUCUGUUUCCUGUGGGUAGUGGCCGUUUUUGGGCCGUUGUCUACACAGGCAGUAGCCCAGGACCCCAAUCAUGCUCUCAUUACGCUUUUUGAAUCCUUACAAGUCCAAAUUACUGAGCUACAAAGAAAAGUUGAUCAAGGGUUUUCUGGAUCUUGCAAAGGGAAACCCAAAGACUGUGCAGAUAUUCUGAACGCCGGGAAAAAUGUGUCCAAAGUCUACUCGAUUUACCCCGGGGGAGGUCCCGCCACGCAGGUGUACUGUAACAUGGACGACGACGGCGGAGGGUGGACUGUUAUCCAGCGGAGAUUCAACGGUUCCGAGAACUUUUUCCGGAGUUUUGCUGACUAUGCUGCUGGAUUUGGGAAUAAGACUGGAGAGUACUGGGAAGGAAAUGAAAACAUUCACGCCAUUACAUCCCAGUGCAAAUACGAGUUGAAGAUCGUUUUGACUGACUACCAGCAUCACACCAAGGUCGCCAAGUAUUCCUCAUUUUCCGUUGGAGACAAGGCAACAAAGUAUGCUCUGAGCAUAGCUGGGUAUUCCGGUGAUGCAGGUGACGGGUUGGUGAUCGAUCACAAUGGCCACGCCUUCUCGACAGCUGACGCAGAUUCGGAUGGUGCGCAGUCGAUCAACUGCGCACAGAAGCAUAAAGGUGGUUGGUGGUACUCGAAUUGCUUCAAAUCAAAUUUGAAUGGUGAAUGGGGAAAGGCAGGUGAAACGGGAAUCGUGUGGGGACCAUUCAAGGAUUGGCAGAUGUAUGCCCUCAAAGAGACGACCAUGAUGGUUCGGCCUGUAGAUUGUGAUUAAUGAUUCCAAAAUGUUUCAACUUUAAUUCAAGAACAUAAAGAGUUAAAUUUCUAAAUGAGCUCUGUUCUUACAUUAAAUUCUAAUGUUCAAUGCUAU